This is a messenger RNA of Ectocarpus sp. CCAP 1310/34, 1616 nucleotides long. Lineage: Eukaryota; Phaeophyceae; Ectocarpales; Ectocarpaceae. The record is from the annotation of a GenBank genome assembly.
UUUUCAAAGCUCGACUACUCCACUACGAAGAUGGUUGUACCAAGACCAAACGAUACGUGUACGGAAAGCUUUCGGUGCGACCGGUUCAAGCGCUGGUUUCUUGUGUCACCUUGGCGUUUUUUUUCGCUUCAGAGUAGUCAAGUUUGACAAUGGGUCGAGGGGGUGUGCUACCUUUCACACCCGACGGUGAUAUUGUAGGUGUGCCCUGGAAAUCAGUUUCUGCCACGCUGGGAACGUCGGGGCGAGCCGCGAAGAACCUCAGGAAAAACCAAGCCAAGUACGAACAGGCGUCGGGGCAGUCUGUGUACGCCGCCUGCGCAGCGUCAAACACACGGCGUGCGGUCGAAAGGGGCGGUGUUGCCGCCGCACAGAAAGCGCUGACAGAAAAGGAGCAUGAGUUGGUCGAAAGUAAACAGCGCGAGGCGGCAAGCACCGCUGAGUGCAGCAUGGCUCAGGAGCUCGCGCGCGAGAGCACCGAGGCGCUCAAGGAGGAGAAGGCUAAGAGAGCAGAGGCAGAGCGGUUGCGGACGGCGCUAGGGUGUUUUUUGGUUCUGGCGGGGUUCUUCGGAGCGUUCGAUGUGAUUUUAUUGGCUCGAGCGAUUUUCCAUCUGGAAGAUCCAGGACACUUGUCGAAAUUUUUUCCUAGACACGCACUGCCCUCGGAUGUGUAUGUCUUUUGUUUUCGCCUUUCCUUAGCCGAGUGUGUCCAAAAAUUCGGCGACACCGUCUCGGCGCUCCGAGUGGCCAACGGCAGUACGGAGGAAGAGGGGGCGGCGGCCAGCGCGGCGGCCACUGCACAGCUUACCCUUGUCAUCGACGCGUUCUUCAGCUGGGGGUACCACUGGCGGCUCCCCUACACGGGGCUGACGGAGGACGAGGUCGUCGCCCACCUUCAGGCGGCCAGGGAGUUCACCUUCUCCGACGCCGACCCCACCGACUGCAUCGCCACCGCGGUCGCGGGGGGUAGCCCGGCGUGCUGCCUGAGCUGGGCGGCCACGAAGCUGGAGACCGACCUCAUCUUCGCCGGGGUGGACGACAACGAUGGUUCCAUCAAGUACCUCAUGACAAGCCAAGCAAACUUCCCCAUCAACCACCCGGCGUGGAUCAGCACGAUGGAAGACAGAGGGGUCACGACCGAGGAGGGCAGAGAGGCAAUUGCCCUGGGGUGGGAGGCCGCGAUGGUCGACGACAUGACGCCGCGGUUCGAGGGAGAGGCAGGGAGCGGCUUCGGCGAGGGGGAGACGUUCGAGGAGGUCGACCUCGACUUCUUCGUGAAGAGGAGCGGCGACGACAUCAUUGAGAACGGCAACAUCCCGGAGCCCUACCUGAUCAUCAUCGCCUACCUGGGCAUGGUUAUCUUCGCGGCCGUCUCCAUGGGCUCGUGGAAGUUUUCGGAGCCCAAGUCGGUCGCGCUGUACUCGCGGGUGUUGCUGUCCCUGGGAGGCAUGUUUGUGGUGGCGCUGUCGACGGCGGCGUGCCUAGGCUUCAUCAGCGCCCUCAGCAUCCCGCUUACCCCGCUGUCGGUCUCCGUCGUGCCCUUCCUGUCUCUGGGCAUCGGCAUCGACGACAUGAUCAUCUUCAUCUACACGCUCGGAAUAAAGGUCAUACACCGCUGA